This is a messenger RNA of Labeo rohita (rohu), 1769 nucleotides long. RefSeq names its product polymeric immunoglobulin receptor. Bases 107 to 1174 code for a protein of 355 amino acids. NCBI's taxonomy places the organism in Eukaryota, Metazoa, Chordata, Actinopteri, Cypriniformes, Cyprinidae. The transcript is spliced from 9 exons. The record is from RefSeq and is a predicted model, not a curated record.
CAAGACGUUAGUAAUAUGUUAAUAGUGCUAUAAUGAGGACAGGGGAAGUGCAGCAGUUACAACAACCACAGUCAAACAACUUAAGACAAUUGCCGGAUAUGCAAAGAUGAAUAUAUACUACAUUUCACUCGGGUUUUGGCUCAUUUUAGGUGUUGAAUGCUACAGUGGAGGGUCAAACAAUACAAUAACUGUUCAGACUGGAGGAUCUGUCACCAUCCCAUGUCAUUACUACAAGAAAUACACACAGCAGAAGAAAUACUGGCACUCAGAAAUUGAACAAUCUAAAACAUACACAAACACAACAGUGGAGAAUCUGUCAGUAAUUGAUCAUCCUGAUCAGAGUCUCUUUACUGUGACUAUGAGAAACCUGCAGAACAAACAGACUGGACCUUAUUAUUGUACUGUGGAGACUGGAGAACAACCAGCGACAAUCACAUAUGAGCCUCAUCUCAAGAUUCAAUCUGAUCCUGAUGUGUCUGUGGUGAGCAGCAGUGUAUCUGGACAUGAAGGUGGUGAUAUCAGUGUUCAGUGUCUCUACAGUUCUGGAUAUCAGAAUAAAGUCAAACGGUGGUGCAGAUAUAAAGAUCAGAGCUGUUACACAGUGGGGAGGACUGACACAUCCCAGAAUACAUCAGUCCAGAUCAGUGAAGAUGAUGAGAGAAGAUCCUUCACUGUACUGAUGACUGGACUGAGACUGACUGAUUCUGGCUGGUACUUCUGCUCUGCUGGAGAGGCACUGAAUCCUGUUCAUCUCACUGUAACCGAGGCAAAAACAGACACAGUGAAAGUCACAAGUGCAACAGGACAUCGUGAGAAUAAUAAUAAUACAUCUGAUGUCAUUGACAAACCACAAAAAAAUAAUAAACUCCUGACUGUGUGGCUUCCAGUUUCAGCUGUGCUUCUGCUGUUAUUGAUUCUGGUCGGUGUUUUCACCUGGAGAUGGAGACAGAGACCCAAGCAAGACAAACCCCAAAUCAGAGAGAGAAAUGGCAGCACCACUGACAUAAUCUACUCUAAACCUGAAGAUCCUGUGAUAUACAGCACUAUAAAUGAUGAAAACCCAAAUGAUCCCAGCAAGGACAUAACCACCUACAGUACUAUUGAUCAUGUUCCUGGGAGUGAAGCAAAUCCUCCAGCAGGUGGAACAAUAUACAGCACUGUGGCUCCACACUGACAGCAACAGUGAGAAAAACACAGGAAGAGAUCCUGCUGACCAAGAGAAACAAAAUUAGCAAUAGAGAACUGUCAUCACAAAUCUUUUUGGUAGAUUUUUGGUUUGUUUUAACAAAUACACAAACACUGAAUCCACUCAUGCAGUUGACUUUUUCCUCUUAAUUUUCAUUUGCACAUUGGUUGUGAACUUUUGACCUAAUAUUUUAUUUUCAAAAGGACCUAUAUGAACUGAUGUGAGGGUAAAAAUGUAAAGGAUUAUUGUAAAUGAAGUUCAUACUUCAUAACUAGCUUGUUUUGCUGUUUUAUUGCAUAUUAAAAGACCUUUCCUGAGAAAAUGGGAUUGUUUUUAACAGUAUGUACAGUUAUAAUUUCUAUUUAAGUAUCCCUGUUUCAUUUCUUCACUGUAAAAAUCACUUUCAGUGUAUUUGUGAAAUAUUUAUUUGCUUUAUGCUUAUUCAACAGACUAGACUUAAAGGAUCUGUGUAUGUAAACUAUUAGAUGUUUGUGUUUGCUAAAUGACUAAUGUCUGUAAUGCAUUUUUUCUUGUAAUCCAAAUAGCAGAUUUUUCUAAUUCCUAUUAAAUAAGUUUGAGUUUU